Messenger RNA from Mustela erminea (ermine), 3127 nucleotides. RefSeq lists its product as uncharacterized. Bases 1 to 1005 code for a protein of 334 amino acids. The transcript has 10 exons. The record is from RefSeq and is a predicted model, not a curated record. Lineage: Eukaryota; Metazoa; Chordata; Mammalia; Carnivora; Mustelidae.
AUGGAGACAAAGUGCAUCACGAAGACCGAUAAAACCAUAAUCAUAUCCAGAAAAUAUGAAAUAAGCUCUAUUUCCUCUGCACGAAGGAAAGAAUGGCCUCCUGCAAGUCUGUUUCGGACUGUCACUUCUCGUUGCCGGCCCUUCUUUAUUAUUUGUGGAAAAGUCUGCACGUCUACAUCUGGAAUUGCUCAAAGGUCACUAUUGGUUGCAUGGAAUAGACUCAUUCCUGUUACCUCGGAGUACCAGGGAGAAUCUUAUGAAUCCUUAUGCGCUGUAAAUAGAACGUUCUCAGGAGUAGAACAGCUGCUAUUCAACCAGCAGCUGAUCGAUGAUCAUCAGCCAGAGGCACACAGCUCAUUGGUCCCUGCUGCUCUAGCGAAACGUCUAGAAGCAGUGCAGCCUCCCUGCAUGGUAGCUGAGGCUGAUUCCAGAGUGAGCCCAGCAGGACCAGAACUACCCAAUUACAGUCCACCGAGUCUGGAAGCAGACGAUCCUCCUUCGGGCUCAUGGUCAGGAGGCCGGAGGAGCGUCCGCUGCAUCAGAAUGUCUAGUCGCUCACCUCGCUCCGUCUCCUCACGUGGGCAGGGCAUGGUCGCGCAUCCCCACCAGAAGGAUGGAUCUGAGAACGCUGUCUGGGCUUGGUGCCAAGCGCUGGUAUUUCAUAGCAGCGACCGCCUCACAGACGAGCUGUGGGAAGCAGGAGGGAGACUCUCUCUUAGGGUGCCACUACUAUGGAGACACAGCUGGGCUGAACAAGAUUUGCUUCAAACGACAACAAGAGAGACAGAAAGUAUUUGGUUCAACCGCUGCCCAAGCAGGCAGGCACCAGAAGAGCUAGCAGCCAAUCCGGCCAUGCUCGAAGCCAGCUCUGCGGCUCAGCCAAUCAGUGACAUCACUGGCUAUCGAGGAUUACAAUGGCCCUAUAAAGAGAUGACGCAGACAAAGCAGGCAUCCUUGAAGAUUAAUAAGAGACCUAUUCAGGCACCUAUAAAGGGAAAAACUUAAAAUGGAUAUGAGAAGUGAAGAAGGUGAUCAUAGGAGAAAAUCAUCUCAGAUCAACCACUUCAGAAGAACCAGAAUCUACUUCUGUGGCCAGGACUGUUAUGUUAUGGCUGGUCCGAUUGUUAUACCCUGCGUUCUAUGCUACUAAACCUUGGAUCAUUCCUAAAGUACCAAUUCUGUUCUUGAACCACAAACAAGGCUAAAAGAGCGGAGGAAAUUCAGUGAAUAUACAGGAUUGGGAUUGUGUAUUUUCAAAAGUAUUGAGCUUUAUAAUGCAAUUAUUUAAGAAAUAGAAUCUUUUUUUUUUCUUCUCAUGUUGCCAGCAUUUUAAGUUACAUGUUUAUUGAGUGGCAUUGCUCAAAUAGCUACAGAGUAUGCAUGGAAAUAUUUGGUGUCUGAAUAGUUUGGAGAUUCAGAGAGAAAAAUCAAGCUUCGGAGGUAUUAAAUUAUGACAUGCAAAAAAGUUUUUGUUUUAUUCUUAACUGCAGCAGUAUAUAUUGAAAUCAGAUUUAAAGUGUUAUGUGUCCUUGGCCCACCUUAACAGUUGUACUGUAUAGAAGUGUAAUGGGAAGCAAAAUUUCAAUUAGGGUCCCAUUAACUGGCAUAUAAUCCUUCUUUAAUGUAAUAGAGGCUAUGGUGUUGCUGUACAAAUCUGCUGGAAACCGAUUUUAACCCAUUUUUAGUCUCUUUCUUUGGAGCUGAUGGAAUGACUCUUAACUGUUCAUUGUCUGCAUUGUUUCUCAUAUUCUUCAUUAUUUUAAGGUCUGGAAUUAGUCUAUAAGUGGUCGUUGUGAAUAUUCAGCUAAUCCUAACUUUUAUAUAUCAUAUCUCUUUCUACAUAUGUAUUUUAAUUAGUAUUUAGAGGAAAAAGUUUAACUGAACCCAACUGUGAUUUCUAAGCUAGCCUUAUUACUGGAAGAAGAAUUCUACCGCAUCAAACCAGACUUUUCCUAGUCCCUGAGACCCUAACUUGUGAGGUAUUUUAGGAACAUCACAAGUCAGGCUCUUGGGACCUAGGCGGAGGGGAACCAGCAGCUUUGGACCUUAUUGAUUGUCUGCAGUUACCACCAGAACAAAAGAACAUACAUAGAUUCUGCCUAGGAGAAAAGAACAAUGCUCUUCUUUAUAAAUCAGCAAUGUCUUCAUCAUGACCCACCCCCAAAAAUACUAUUUUCAGAAACUGUACUCAAAAGUGAUUACUGAGUUGCACUGAAUAGCAUUUGUAUGAUAUUAAAACAACCCUAUAAAAACAGUGUAAGAUAACUGUGUAAGAAGCAAAGUUAAAAGACAGGUGUUUUUAAAAUGCUUCUUUGGAUGUAUUUUAAGGUGGCUAGUCUAAGAGAAUAUACCUCUUCAGUUAAUACUGAAGAGAGUGGCUUAUAUUUAUAACUUUGGUCAUUUGCAUAGAAAUAUAUACAUUAGCUUCUUAAAUAAGUUCUAUAUGUCUCCAUGUAACUGUGGCUCAGAAUAUGUAAUGUGUAGCUAUAAUCAUGCUCGAGGCCUAGAAAUAAAUCAUUUACAAUCUUCUUUACUGACCCUAUUAGAUUUUACUACUGAUUUAAGAAGAAUGUUACUUUAUACUUGGUAUUUAUUGCCAGAGUUUUCCUUAGUCUUUUAACCAGACAAAAUACUUUGUAUGUCCUAUUAUAACAAGACAUUCUCUUGUCGUAAGAGUUAUCAAUAAUUAGCAAAAAUAUGGUGCCUUUUAGUCUUUAUAUUUUACUUUGCAUGUAUCAUGGACCUAUGGGAGAUAAAUCAGUAAACACCACCUCUAAAGUCAGACUGCUCUGGUUCAUCUGUCAACGGACCCUGAGCUGCAUAGUUUGAGUUUGAUGAGAAUUUUAGUUUUAUAAACUACUCCAACUAUAAGUAAUGUGUCAUAUUUGAACACUGUUAGACAUUGCCACAUCAAAUAUUGAUUUCUUAUAAGUAGAAUCAAUAUAUUAAAUCUAUUUACAAAUUUUACAAUAAUAAUGCAGAUACCAAGAUACACAAUGGAGAUGAGAGACUGCCCAUAAUAGAAGAACCAAAAUGAUUUCAUUCUUUUAACUCUAAUGCUUUACAUGGGUGCUAUAAAUUCUAUGUACCUUCUGCAUUGUUAAAAUAAAUUUAUGAAUGUACUUUA